Molecule: messenger RNA, 240 nt
Organism: Anisakis simplex (herring worm)
Lineage: Eukaryota; Metazoa; Nematoda; Chromadorea; Rhabditida; Anisakidae
Source: the annotation of a GenBank genome assembly
AAGUAUCGUCUUUAUCGACCAAUAGUUCCGAGACGUGAUGUGGCUGGUGUGUCGAUCAUUAAACCGUUGGUAGGGACUGAUGAGAACUUGUUCUUCAACCUCGAGAGUUUCUUCCGAAUGAAAUAUCCUACGUAUGAGCUGUUAUUCUGCGUUCAUGACUCGAGUGAUCCGGCGCAGAAAGUUGUCGAAGUGCUCAUGAGUAAGUACCCGCAGAUUGAUGCACGGAUAUUUUGUGGUUGA